Triplophysa rosa is the source of this 1818-nucleotide messenger RNA. RefSeq names its product nebulette (gene nebl). The transcript has 7 exons. Gene Ontology annotation, cellular component: focal adhesion. Gene Ontology annotation, molecular function: actin filament binding. The record is from RefSeq and is a predicted model, not a curated record. Bases 248 to 1072 code for a protein of 274 amino acids. Lineage: Eukaryota; Metazoa; Chordata; Actinopteri; Cypriniformes; Nemacheilidae.
AGGCUCGCGCAGUAGUCUCAGUGGGUGAUGUUUGGUGAAGAUCUCACGCGCGUUUGCUCGAGCACCCUCACACUGCGAGACAAGCAGCACGCUGAUAAACACACUCGACUUUAAUGCUCUGCGACACAAACUGAACGCAAUCUGCGCCGAAUCUGAAAGAGAUAUUUCAGAAACAAGUCGGGCAAGCGAUUUUUGGAGUUAUUGUAUAAGUUAUGUCAUUUUCCUGGACCAUCGCAACAGCUUCAAAAUGAACCCUCAUUGCGCACGCUGUGGGAAAAUUGUCUACGCAACAGAGAAGGUGAACUGUCUGGACAAGUAUUGGCACAAAGGAUGCUUCCAUUGUGAGGUGUGUAAAAUGACUCUCAACAUGAAUAACUACAAGGGAUACGAGAAGAAGCCCUACUGCAACGCGCACUACCCAAAACAGACCUUUACAAUUGUGACAGACACCCCCGAGAACCUUCGGCUGAAACAGCAAAGUGAGCUCCAAAGUCAGGUCAAGUACAAGCAGGAUUUUGAACAAAGCAAGGGUCGAGGCCACAAAUUUGUCCUGGACACACCAGAGCUACAGAGACUGAGGAAGGCCCAGGAUCAGAUUAGUAAUGCGAAGUAUCAUAAAGACUUUGAGAUGUCUGGUUUGCAUGGGGUCACUCAGGGAACGCAAGGGCCGUACCUGGUGCACGCUCAGAUGAGACCUAACCACGAGACAGCAGGGAACGGCACACACAAGGGCGUUCAUCAGUAUAUCAUGGAGAUGGAUCGAAGACCUGGCGUCAUUGUGGCACCUGUACUUCCCGGUGCAUUCUAUCCCAGCAGUCACACCCAUGGCACGCACAGCUACAUGCAUCAAACCAGAAUGCAUUCACUGAAGUCAAGGUCACAACAUAUGAGCAUGACUGUAUACAGGGCCAUGUAUGACUACACAGCACAGGAUUACGAUGAGGUGUCUUUCCGUGAUGGUGACAUCAUUCACAACGUGCAGUCAAUCGAUGAGGGCUGGAUGUACGGAACGGUACAGCGGACAGGGCGAUCGGGAAUGCUGCCAGCCAACUAUGUGGAGGGCAUUCGCUAGGUGUCAAUAUACCUCGUACCCGCUGAGCCACAAAUGAAACGCUUGCAGCUUCAUUGUUUAUAGGUAAAAAAUGCUUGUAAAUGGUCGCAGGUAGAUAUCUAUAUUUUAAUAGUGCUUGUCGUAACAUUUUGUACGUGUUUAUAUGUCUCUCAUUUUGUAACACUUGCAGUUACAGCAAUGUAUAAGUGAAUGUAUGUAAUUCAAUGAAUAGUUUUGUACCAGUUUGGUAUUUACUUUGAAAUGGCUGUUAAAGGGAUAGUUCACCCAAAAAUGAAAAUUCUGUCAUUUAUUUAUCCUCUUGUCUUCUGAAACCUGUAUGUCUCUUUUCUGCAGAACACAAUAGAAGAUGUCUUGAAGAAUGUUGGCAAACCAAAAAAUAUUGGUCCUGUUGUAUGGACACAAAACCAAUGCAAGUCAUAAUUUUUCUGUUACCAACAUUCUUUAAAAUAUCUUUUGUGUUUUCCAGAAGAAAAACUCAUACAGUUUUGAAAUGACAAGAGGGUGAGUAAACGAUGACAGAUUUUUCAUUUUUGGGCGAACUAUCCCUUUAAAUACAACAGAAUGUAAAAGAUGUCUAGAGAAUUGUAAAGAGAAUUCUUACUUCAUCAAGUAUGAAAAACAUUUUUACUUGCAUGUUUUUGUUGCCAUGAAAAACAUGAAUAAUGUUGCUGUUCUACACAAUGUGUAUUAAAUAUACCACUAUAACAAUGUUGAGGAAACAUUAAAUAUCUCUUUUGCUCCCUCCA